Vicia villosa (hairy vetch) is the source of this 1032-nucleotide messenger RNA. RefSeq lists its product as uncharacterized. Lineage: Eukaryota; Viridiplantae; Streptophyta; Magnoliopsida; Fabales; Fabaceae. The record is from RefSeq and is a predicted model, not a curated record. The coding region runs from base 1 to 1032 and encodes 343 amino acids. The transcript has a single exon.
AUGUCUUUGCCUAAAGGUUUAAAUCUGCCUCACUCUAACACUAUUACAACGAAAGUCUGUAAGCUUCAAAAGCCCAUUUAUGGACUCAAACAAGCAAGAAGACAAUGGUAUGCCAAACUUUCUGAUUCCUUGAUUAGCAUUGGGUAUAAACCUUCUACUGAUGACUACUACCUAUUCACUAAAAAUAAUGAUUCUUCAUUUACUGCUUUGCUUAUAUACGUUGAUGAUAUUGUUCUUGCCGACAAUGACCUUUCUGAAAUUCGAUUUGUUAAAACCUUUCUUCAUAAUAAGUUUAAAAUAAAGGUCUUAGGGAAUCUUAGAUUCUUUCUUGGAUUAGAAGUUGCUCACUUUUCCAAAGGUAUUUUGAUCAAUCAAAGAAAAUAUACCUUAGAACUUUUGGAUGAUGCUGGUCAACUUGCUACCAAGCCUUCUAAUACUCCCUAUGACCUUUCCAUUAAACUUGAUUGUGCUGACUCCCCUCCCUUCGAGGAUGAGUCUCAAUAUCGAAGACUUAUUGGAAGACUUUUAUAUUUAACCACAAUUAGAGCUGACAUCGCCUUUGCUGUGCAGCAACUUAGUCAAUACAUUUCUAAUCCUAAAAUUGUUCACUUUAAAGCCGCUAUUAGGAUUUUACAGUAUUUAAAAAUAGCCCUUGCCACUGGUUUAUUCUAUGCUGCCAAUUCUAACUUAUUAUUAUCUGGUUUUGCAAAUUUAGAUUGGGUUGCUUGCCCUCUAACCCGUAAAUCUGUCACUGGCUAUGCUGUUUUCUUAGGCUCAUCUCUGAUAUAUUGGAAAUCCAAGAAGCAUACCACUGUAUCUCAGAGUAGCUCAGAAGCUAAGUACCGUGCCUUAGCCAGCCUUGUUUGCGAAGUUCAAUGGCUCCAUUACUUGUUUAAAGAUCUGAAUCACAACUUCAAUCAGCCUACUUCAAUCUACUGCGACAACAACUCCGCAAUCUACCUUGCACAUAAUCCAUCCUUUCAUGAAAGAUCCAAACACAUCGAGAUUGACUGCCACGUCACUCGCAAAUAG